Messenger RNA from Zeugodacus cucurbitae (melon fly), 504 nucleotides. RefSeq names its product larval cuticle protein 9 (gene Lcp9). NCBI's taxonomy places the organism in Eukaryota, Metazoa, Arthropoda, Insecta, Diptera, Tephritidae. The record is from RefSeq and is a predicted model, not a curated record. The transcript has 2 exons. Bases 150 to 431 code for a protein of 93 amino acids.
UCUUUCUGCAACUGUGACAGUUUGCCUGGUGAAAUUGGCGGCGCCUCGCACCAAAUUUUGGUAAACGCAUAAAUAUUGCAGUUAGAACCCAUUGAAGUUGUAGUCGAGUGUUGUGCGCAGUCAGCUAAACUCAAAUUUGUAAAGACAAAAUGAAAUUCAUUAUUGUAUUCGCUUGCCUGUUCGCCAUCGUGUUGGCCAACGAAGAAGCUAAUGUUGUGAAGAACGAGCAGGAAGUCAAUCCCGACAGCUUCUCCUAUAAUCUUGAGCUCGACAAUCACAUUAGAGCCACACAAAAGGGUGCGCUAGAGGGCAAGGAAACGUGGGUUGUCACCGGUGAAUAUGAACAUUUGACGCCCGAAGGCAAAACGGUCAAAGUAACUUACAAGGCCGAUGCGACCGGCUACCAUCCACAUGUUAACACCGUAGCAUAAGGGACCUCAAGGUAUCAAAAUGAUGAUUUUUAAUUGAAAACAAACGGAAAUAAAACUAUUUUGAGUAAAAUAA